This is a messenger RNA of Drosophila elegans, 2426 nucleotides long. RefSeq names its product TAF5-like RNA polymerase II p300/CBP-associated factor-associated factor 65 kDa subunit 5L (gene wda). The coding region runs from base 91 to 2313 and encodes 740 amino acids. Lineage: Eukaryota; Metazoa; Arthropoda; Insecta; Diptera; Drosophilidae. The record is from RefSeq and is a predicted model, not a curated record. Gene Ontology annotation, molecular function: RNA polymerase II general transcription initiation factor activity; protein binding. The transcript has 5 exons.
CCCAGCACUGUAAUCGGACGCUGCUGCUAUCGGUCGCACUGCAUGACGGGAUCAGGAUACGGAGACGGAUUUGGAGGAUAACACGCAACCAUGAGCUUGCCCAGCGCCCACGCACACGCAGCGUCGCCCGUCUACAGCAACAGCAAUAGCAACACCAACAACAAGUCGAGUGCGGGCAACAAAAAGACCUCGUCGAAAAACGAUUUGCUGCGCUGCGCCGUCGGUCUAUUGCUGAAGCAGAAAAACUACGUGAGCAACGAACGAUUUCGCCGUUCGGACUUCCUACUGCUGCAAAAUAAACAGCAAUUCGCGGUAAACAAAAUGUUGGACACGGAUUUGCAUGGCGGAAAUAGCUUCACCUACUCAAAUGUUCAGGUGAUCAACAACAAUCAGCACACGGUGGACCAGCAGUUUGGACGCUUCUCGCAAUUCGUGGAGGCCCAGGCGGAACCGCUGCGUCUGGAGAUGAAGCGUUUCUAUGGACCCAUGUUGUGCCACUUCUAUCUGGAUCUGCUCAAGGCUCGCGAACCCAGAGGCGCUGUGGAACUGCUCCGGAAAUAUGCCCAUUUGGUGGCACCCGUGGACCUGUACGAUGCACCACCGCCCACCAAGAUCAACGGCUGCUCAACCUCCGCCACAGACUCCACCUUUCAUAUACGCUUCGCCAGGGAAGCCCUGGACACUGGGGACACGGAGCUGGACUACUUUAUGCGGCUGGUGCAGACACUGAGCGGAUAUACACGACUGGAGGCAGCCGAAUCGGACGACACAGUGGCCCACUUCCGCUCUUCGAAGUACGAACUGCACACCACGGCCCAGGUGGUGGAGAGGAUAUGCAGCUAUCUACAGCGGCGGGGCCAUGUUUUGAUUAUGAACCUGCUUUACACUUGGCUGCAUGUGCACAUCGUUGAGAACGAGCAGCGAUCCUUCAGUGAGGAUCACCUGCUUGGUUUGACGGACGACCUGGAAGGUGAGGAAGCGGAGGAGGAGGUGCUAACCAAACCAAUAGUAUCUACCCGCGGAGACAUCAAGCCCGGAAAGUCCUUGACGGAAAAGUCCAACAGAAAACGACCCGCUGAGGAGCCAAAUAUAAAACUGGAAAUCGACAUCAAGCAGGAAAUCGAUGCGGAUGAAUCCGCGGAUCCUAUUCAGUCCCAACUGAAUAUAGGCGUCUGCUUGGACACCCUCAAGACGGCCACAGAACAGAUACUCAAGGCCCAGGUGGAGCUGCCACAAUUUAUUAAGAUCAGCGAGCGCUCCCGUGGUCUCACCUCCGCCCACAUGGAUCCCAGUGAGUGCCACCUGCUAGCCGGUUUCGACAACUCUGCCGUGCAGCUGUGGCAGCUUAACCAAAACAGCUGCCGCGGCAGGAGCUUCUACAGACGCUAUCCGCAAACGCAGUGUCCCUGGGAGCUAAACAACUGCGUGGAUCAGGAGGAGGAGGAGGACAGCAGCGAAGAGGAUGUCAAGUGCUCUGAGGAAGAGCGUAGGGAUCGCAGCAGAGCGCGUCACGGCAAAUAUGCCGACAACUCCUAUAACGAAUUUGGUGGUCUGCAGCUGCGAGGCCACACGCGAGGCGUCACUGACGUGCGUUUCUCCGCCCACUACCCGCUCAUGUACAGUGUGUCCAAGGACGCCACCAUGCGGUGCUGGCGGGCGCACAACCUGCACUGCGCCGCCAUAUACAGAAGUCACAACUACCCGAUCUGGUGCUUGGACGAGAGUCCAGUGGGCCAGUACGUGGUGACGGGGUCCAAGGAUCUGAGUGCACGCCUCUGGUCGCUGGAGAAGGAACAUGCGCUGAUCAUAUAUGCCGGACAUACGCAGGACGUUGAGUGCGUUUCCUUCCACCCGAAUGGUAACUACAUAGCCACCGGCUCGGCGGAUCACUCAGUGCGCCUGUGGUGUGCGACAAGCGGCAAACUGAUGCGCGUCUUUGCGGACUGCCGCCAGGCGGUGACCCAGCUGGCCUUCAGUCCGGAUGGAAAGAUGUUGGCCGCCGCCGGAGAGGAGACCAAGGUGCGCAUCUUCGAUCUAGCCGCCGGAGCACAGCUGGCUGAGCUCAAGGAUCACUCGGCGAGCAUUAGUUCCCUCUCCUGGAGCACGCACAAUCAGCAUCUAGCCACGGCCUGCACUGAUGGCACCUUGCGAUUGUGGGACAUCAAAAAACUUGCGCCCAUGGGCGACAACAACAGUGCUGGGAGCUCCUCAUCAGCUACAACGAAUCGUGUGCUAACACUCAAUAGUUCCUGCCAGCGUUUGGUCGAUGUUUUUUACGGGCGCAGCAAGACGCUUCACUGCAUCGGCACCUGAAUUAAACGGAUUGAACUGCGGACCGAAUGAAUUUUCACUUUCUAAUGGUUUAUGUUUGAAAAUAAUUUAUUUGUAAUAAGUCUGUAUAAUAUUACUGUUACAAUCGUGUGAAA